ACAUUAAAAUCCUUUUAAAUUCAGUAUUGAAUAUAACAAAAAACGAAAUUUGUGAAUUUGAUUAAAGAGUUCCAUAUGUCCAUUGCAUUUAAUUUUUUAUCAAUUCAUCAGAAAUGCAAUGCAUUCACAACGCGAAAUACUAGAUAUAAUUAACGAAUUUAUUGGAAGAAUGUGCAAAUUCGAAAAAACGAUUAGAUAAGACAUCAGGCGCAAAUUUAAAUUGUUCUCUUAAAACAUAAAUUUAUACUAAAUUUCGAAAUCAACAGUUUAAGUAUUAGAUUUUAUAACGAGCAUAUUUUGUUCAAUUUUUUAUUUCUCAUAGGAAAUAAAAUCAUAUACACACUGUUGGGACAAAAUCAAAAACCGUGAACGUAUUGUGUUAUCCAUUGAAAAUGUUCGUGGCUACGUAGUUCAAUGUGCACGUUAAGGCGCUAGUAGUUGGCCAUUUAAAACGCGGACAUGUUUACUGCUCCACUCUCAGGCUUCUCUCUGAUAAUAAUAUCAGUGCACAAGCUUAUAAGAUAAAUUUAUUGCGGAUAGUCGCCGGUCGCCGCGCGUGCCGCGUUGCAUUACACGACCGUGCAUUAGUUGCAUAUUAGUCACAUUCCAGUGAUUCCAUGAUCCACCACUGACAUUCCUCUUUUAUUUGAUAUAAAUAAAAGAGCUGCCACAAUGCUGCUAGUGGUUCAUGCAAUUCUAUUAAAUUUAUUGUUCGCGUUUUUUGUGUUUGGUAAUCCCGAGGAAGAACAAGGGGUUAAGUAUGCCAACAAAUGCGAAGUGUGUAAAGUUCUGGCGACAGAACUUGAGGCUAGGUUAGAUGAGACAGGAAAGACACGUGACGUGUUAGAGAUUGGAUAUUCAGUCGAUGCGCCGAAGAAGAAAAAGGAAUAUAAGAAGUCAGAGCUGCGAUUAGUGGAGUCAAUGGAAAAUGUUUGCGAGCGCAUAUUGGAAUACAAUAUACACAAGGAACGUUCAGACAGUACGAGAUUUGCAAAGGGAAUGAGUCAAACGUUCAAAACGUUGCAUGGCCUCGUGGAUAGAGGAGUUAAAGUAGACUUGGGUAUCCCCUACGAGCUGUGGGACAAGCCAUCAGUAGAGAUAACCACUUUAAAAACGCAGUGCGAAGAUUUGUUGGAAAAUUAUGAAGCUGACAUUGAAACCUGGUAUCACAAUCAUCAAGGAAAGAUUCCUUUAAUUAGAUAUUUAUGUUCCGAUCGUGCAUUGAAAGGACAAAAUGAUUCUUGUCUGUAUGAAAUAAUCGAGAAAGAUGUUAAGAAACAAAAGGAAAAGAAAAAGAUAUCGAAGGAAGAUAGUCGAGAAAGUACGAAGGACAAUUCUCAGAAUGCGAAGCAAGAAUUAUAAGGCUACGUGAAUAAUCGAACAAAUUCAUGUAAUCUCUUAUAUUAAUGAAUUAAACAGAAACGUGUUCCUAAGUCCGAUAGAAAUUUAAUAGAUUUCCAAUCCUGUUUACGAGUAAUUUGUAAUUAUCAUCAUAUGCAGUUAUAUACUUGGAUAUAUAUGUGCCAUAUUUGUUGUACUGUUGGAAAUUUUCUAAUAAACUUUUAUAUAUUUUA
Molecule: messenger RNA, 1574 nt
Organism: Wasmannia auropunctata (little fire ant)
Lineage: Eukaryota; Metazoa; Arthropoda; Insecta; Hymenoptera; Formicidae
Gene: CNPYb
Product: protein canopy 4
Exons: 5
Coding region: 673-1362 (229 amino acids)
Cellular component (GO): endomembrane system
Molecular function (GO): signaling receptor binding
Source: RefSeq, a predicted model, not a curated record